UCCACGCCCGGCCUCGCCGGACAGCGGGAGCUGGUGUCCCGCACGGAUCUGAUGCUCUGGGAGGGAAGCCGCAUCACUCGGGCGCAGACGGUCUGAAGUCGCCUCGUCCUCGCGGGACCGUGGCGGGGCGCCGGUCGCCUGGUUCAGGAAGCGAGGAACGUCAGAGAGGAAGUAGAAGAUGAACAAGCCUCUGACACCAUCCACAUAUGUUCGCAGCCUCAAUGUAGGAAUCAUCCGGAAGCUGUCGGAUUUUAUCGAUCCUCAGGAAGGGUGGAAGAAAUUAGCAGUGGCUAUUAAAAAGCCGUCUGGGGAUGAUAGAUACAAUCAGUUUCAUAUAAGGAGAUUCGAGGCCUUACUCCAAACUGGAAAAAGCCCCACUUGUGAGCUGCUGUUUGAUUGGGGUACCACCAACUGCACAGUCGGGGACCUUGUGGAUCUCCUGGUCCAGGUUGAACUUUUGGCCCCCGCUACUCUCCUGCUGCCAGAUGCUGUUCCCCAAACUGUCAGCUGUGUACCUCCUAGAGAAGCAGCAACGGUGGAGCAGGGGCCUUGCUGUGAAAAAGACAGCACGCCUGUACUGCCUGUGCCGAGGCUAGAACAGAGCUGUGGGCAGCCUGACUCCUCCAGCACCGCCGAGACAAGUCUGGAAUUCAGCGAUACCGAUACUCGUUUUCACAGUUUUUCAUUUUAUGAACUGAAGAGUAUCACGAAUGACUUCGAUGAACGGCCUGUUUCUGUCGGCGGCAACAGAAUGGGAGAGGGAGGCUUCGGAGUGGUGUACAAAGGCUGCGUGAACAACACAGCGGUGGCGGUGAAGAAGCUUGGAGCGAUGGUUGAAAUCAGUACUGAAGAACUGAAGCAGCAGUUUGACCAAGAGAUUAAAGUCCUGGCGAAGUGUCAGCAUGAAAACCUGGUAGAGCUGCUUGGCUUCUCAAGAGACAGCAACGACCUGUGCUUAGUGUAUGCUUACAUGCCCAAUGGUUCCUUGCUAGACAGACUGUCCUGCCUGGAUGGCACUCCACCACUUUCUUGGCACAUGAGAUGCAAGAUUGCUCAGGGUGCAGCUAACGGCAUCAGUUUUCUACAUGAAAACCAUCAUAUUCAUAGAGAUAUUAAAAGUGCAAAUAUCUUACUAGACAAAGACUUUACUGCCAAAAUAUCUGACUUUGGGCUCGCCCGGGCUUCUGCGAAGUUUACCCAGACAGUCAUGACCAGCCGCAUUGUGGGCACAACAGCGUAUAUGGCACCUGAAGCUUUGCGAGGAGAAUUAACACCCAAAUCUGACAUCUACAGCUUCGGUGUGGUUUUAUUAGAGCUAAUAACCGGACUUGCGGCUGUGGAUGAAAACCGAGAACCUCAGUUACUACUGGAUAUUAAGGACGAGAUUGAGGAUGAGGAGAAGACCAUUGAAGAUUACACGGAUGAGAAGAUGGACGAUACCGACCCUGCCUCCGUCGAAGCCAUGUACUCCGCGGCCAGCCAGUGUCUGCACGAAAAGAAAAAUAAGAGGCCAGACAUCACGAAGGUUCAACAGCUGCUACAAGAGAUGUCUGCUUAAAACGAAUGAAAGACUUCAGUUUUUAUAUGUAUAUUGAGUUCUAUAGGCAUUCACCCCUUCACCUCACACAAGCACACAC
This is a messenger RNA of Onychomys torridus (southern grasshopper mouse), 1637 nucleotides long. RefSeq names its product interleukin 1 receptor associated kinase 4 (gene Irak4). The transcript is spliced from 12 exons. The record is from RefSeq and is a predicted model, not a curated record. Gene Ontology annotation, biological process: signal transduction; protein phosphorylation. Gene Ontology annotation, molecular function: magnesium ion binding; ATP binding; protein serine/threonine kinase activity. Gene Ontology annotation, cellular component: plasma membrane. NCBI's taxonomy places the organism in Eukaryota, Metazoa, Chordata, Mammalia, Rodentia, Cricetidae. Bases 179 to 1558 code for a protein of 459 amino acids.